Molecule: messenger RNA, 2445 nt
Organism: Talpa occidentalis (Iberian mole)
Lineage: Eukaryota; Metazoa; Chordata; Mammalia; Eulipotyphla; Talpidae
Gene: LGI3
Product: leucine rich repeat LGI family member 3
Exons: 8
Coding region: 279-1925 (548 amino acids)
Biological process (GO): regulation of exocytosis
Cellular component (GO): synaptic vesicle
Molecular function (GO): protein binding
Source: RefSeq, a predicted model, not a curated record
GCGCGCCCCCGCCGCCCGCGCCGCAGUCCGCAUCCACCCCAGCCGGGUCAGCCUCCACUAAGGCUCCGCGCAUCUCUGAGCCGGCUCGCGGGAGCGAGCAGGGGAGGGGACAGCAGCCGGCGCCUGAGGGCUGCAGGAGUCCGCUCUCCGCAGCGGGCCCCUAGCUGCAGCUGCUGGCAGCAGCGAGCCCGGGGUGCCAACCCGCAGGGGGUGGCAGAGAGCGGUGGGGCGGGGUGGGGGGUCGUGGCUGGUGGCCUGAGGGAGAGCCUGCAGGCAGCAUGGUAGCACUGCGGCCCAGGUGGGGCUCUGGGCCCAGGCUGCUGGCGCUGUCCACGCUGAGCUUCUGCUUAAUGCUGCAAGUUAGUGCCAAGAGGCCUCCCAAGACGCCCCCCUGCCCACCCAGCUGCUCCUGCACCAGGGACACCGCCUUCUGUGUGGACUCUAAGGCGGUGCCCAGGAACCUGCCCUCGGAGGUCAUCUCUCUGACGCUGGUGAACGCUGCCUUCUCGGAGAUCCAGGAUGGAGCCUUUGCCCACCUGCCGCUGCUGCAGUUCUUGUUGCUCAACUCCAACAAGUUUACGCUGAUUGGAGACAACGCCUUCACAGGAUUGUCGCACCUGCAGUACCUCUUCAUUGAGAACAAUGACAUUUGGGCCCUGUCCAAGUUUACCUUCAGGGGACUGAAGUCUUUGACACACCUCUCGCUGGCCAACAAUAACCUGCAGACACUGCCUAGAGACAUCUUUCGGCCCCUGGACAUCCUGAGCGACUUGGACCUGCGAGGCAACUCGCUCAACUGUGACUGCAAGGUAAAGUGGCUGGUAGAAUGGCUGGCACACACCAACACCACGGUGGCCCCCAUCUAUUGUGCCAGCCCACCCCGCUUCCAAGAGCACAAGGUGCAAGACUUGCCGCUGCGGGAGUUCGACUGCAUCACCACAGAUUUUGUGCUGUACCAGACCCUGUCCUUCCCAGCAGUGUCUGCAGAGCCUUUCCUUUACUCCAGCGACCUCUAUCUGGCUCUGGCCCAGCCAGGUGCCAGUGCCUGCACUGUCCUCAAGUGGGACUAUGUGGAACGGCAGCUUCGAGACUAUGAUCGGAUCCCAGCCCCCUCCGCGGUGCACUGCAAGCCGAUGGUGGUGGACAGUCAGCUGUACGUAGUUGUGGCCCAGCUGUUUGGCGGCUCUUAUAUUUACCACUGGGACCCCAACACCACGCGCUUCACCAAGCUGCAGGACAUCGACCCCCAGCGUGUGCGCAAACCCAACGACCUUGAGGCCUUCCGCAUCGAGGGCGACUGGUAUUUUGCUGUGGCUGACAGUUCUAAGGCAGGUGCCACCAGCCUCUACCGCUGGCACCAGAAUGGCUUUUACUCCCACCAGGCUCUGCACCCCUGGCACCGCGACACCGACCUGGAGUUUGUGGACGGGGAGGGCAAGCCGAGGCUGAUCGUGUCUAGCAGUUCCCAGGCGCCGGUCAUCUAUCAGUGGAGUCGCUCCCAGAAGCAGUUUGUGGCCCAGGGCGAGGUGACCCAGGUGCCUGAUGCCCAGGCUGUGAAACACUUCCGGGCCGGGAGAGACAGUUACCUGUGCCUCAGUCGCUACAUCGGCGACUCCAAGAUCCUGCGCUGGGAGGGCGCCCGCUUCUCUGAGGUGCAGGCCCUGCCCUCCCGGGGCUCUCUGGCCCUACAGCCCUUCCUUGUGGGUGGCCGCCGCUACCUGGCACUGGGCAGCGACUUCUCCUUCACGCAGAUCUACCAGUGGGAUGAGGGGCGACAGAAGUUCGUCCGGUUCCAGGAGCUGGCCGUGCAGGCCCCUCGGGCUUUCUGCUACAUGCCUGCUGGGGAUGCCCAGUUGCUCCUGGCCCCCAGCUUUAAGGGACAGACACUCGUGUACCGACACGUGGUGGUGGAUCUCAGUGCCUAGGGCUGCCGAGGUCUCUGGGUUCCUCGGGCAGCUGCUGGAAGCUGGGUAGGAGCUUCUGUGUGAACAGCGUGUGUGCCUGUGUGAAGACACGCGUAGCCAGCCUGCACCUGUGCCCUCACGUGCACCUCCCGUGAGCACAGGCAUGUACCAUGGACUAGCCAGGGAGUCACUUCUCAGCAUUGUAAUCAGCAUGAAGACUUGUCUAUGCACCAGGCAACCCGGCACCUAGGACCUCCCUAUCUGUAGACACCUGUCAACCCAUACCCAUCUCUAAACAACCCCCCACUUGCUCUGCUGCCUUUAAAAUACUCUGGCUCUGGAGGGGGUGAUGGAGAAGGGAGGCUGAACCACCCCUCCUGCUCCUUGACUUUUCCUUCUGGCCCUUGGUCUCUCCUGUUGGUGCUCCAGUUGUCCGUUUACCUACUCAUGCUCCACUCAUAGCCCACAUCCUUCAUCCUGCCAGGUGUACUCACCCACACUGCUCUCCUUCUGCAUGCACACGUGGAUGCUGAUGGAACCC